AGGACGCGUGCUACGUCGCCGUCAUCCCGGGCAGCCUCUCUGCAGAGUGGAGGAAGAGGAGUGCUUGCUUUCCUUGCCCGUGUAUGCUGGGACCUCGCCUCGCAUGCUGCAGCCUGAUGGGCGCUCCACACCCGGGGCCGGGCGCACGCUGACCUGGGAGUCCGUCCAGUCCAGUGACGCAGUGAGCCGGUAUCUACGAUCUGCUCAGACCUUUGAAUGAAGCUUAAAGGAGCCGCAGCUCAUAGGUGAAGAGCUCUCGGGAUGGCUGUCACACAGUUCCGCCUCUUUAAGAUUUGCACUUGCCUUGCUUCCCUUCUCACCUUCUUCAAGAGAUUAAUAUGCAGAUCCGGACGUGGUAGAAAGUUAAGCGGUGACCAGAUCACUUUACCAACAACUGUAGAUUAUUCCUCUGUUCCUAAGCAGGUGGAGGAGUGGAGUUCUUGGGAUGAUGAGGUCCCCACGAGUGUGAAGGUUGAAGGUGGAAAUGGGAAUUCUGUGGAGCAAGAUGAACUCGACUUCUUUAAAGACAUGACGCCGACCAUUAGGAAGACACAGAAGAUCAUUGUUAAGAAGAGAGAGCCAAUCAAUUAUACAGUCCCAGAUGGGAGCCUAGGAUUUUCCAGCAGACUGGCAGCUACACAGGAUAUUUCUUUUGUUCAGUCUGCAGAAUUGGGCGAUUUAGAAACCUGGCAAGAAAACUCAAAUGCAUGGGAGGAGGAAGAAGAUGCUUCCUGGCAGGCGGAAGAAGUUCUAAGGCAGCAGAAAAUGGCUGAACGGGAGAAACGAACCGCGGAGCAACAAAGAAAGAAGUUGGAGAAGGAGGUUCAGCGGCAGCUGAAGAAGGAACCGAGCAAAAUGGGAGUAAAAUUAUCCUAACAGCCGGCCCCUGAUCUGUGGACGCCGCUGAUCACACAAACAGUUUUCUGUUUUUUACGAUCCUUUCAUUGGGAUAAUGACAUCAGUCACUGGGAUCUAUGGGAAAUCUGAACCCUAUUCUUACCUUUUUAAGACUAUAUGGAUUACAAUGCCAGAUGAUUUAUCACUUCCUCAGACUAGCGCAUGGAACUCGUACAAUUAUUAAAAAGAGGGGAAAAAAAGGUGCAAAUAAUUAUUGAGGGAAAUCGACCGCUCCAUUAUACUGCGUGACAAGUGUAAUUAUUAAUAAAAAAAGGAUUUUAAAGAAA
Messenger RNA from Hyla sarda, 1184 nucleotides. It is a transcript of the gene EBAG9, whose product is annotated as estrogen receptor binding site associated antigen 9. The record is from RefSeq and is a predicted model, not a curated record. NCBI's taxonomy places the organism in Eukaryota, Metazoa, Chordata, Amphibia, Anura, Hylidae. The coding region runs from base 262 to 876 and encodes 204 amino acids. The transcript has 8 exons. Gene Ontology annotation, cellular component: secretory granule.